GGGGGCGCGUGCCAUAUCCGAAGUGGAAGGGACAGCUCCCAGGUGCUGAAACUGGUCGACGCUCACAGAGAAAGAGACACAGAGGGGGGAAAGACCAACGCCUGCGAUAGACACAAAUACCAAAAACCGUAUUUGCAAAACAGGGGCAGAUACAGAUAGAGCCGAGGCCUUCAACACAGAUGGCUGCCACUCAGGAUGCGAAAGGGAAGGGAGAGGGGGGGGACCAAAACUUUGACUACAUGUUUAAGCUGCUGAUCAUUGGCAACAGCAGCGUAGGCAAGACGUCCUUCCUGUUCCGCUAUGCCGAUGACGCCUUCACUUCGGCCUUCGUCAGCACAGUGGGAAUCGACUUCAAAGUGAAGACUGUGUACAAGAAUGACAAGAGGAUCAAACUGCAGAUCUGGGACACAGCUGGCCAGGAGCGCUACAGGACCAUCACCACCGCCUACUACCGCGGGGCCAUGGGCUUCAUCCUCAUGUACGACAUCACCAACGAGGAGUCCUUCGGCGCUGUGCAGGACUGGUCAACCCAGAUAAAGACGUACUCGUGGGAUAAUGCGCAGGUGGUGCUGGCUGGAAAUAAGUGUGAUAUGGAAGAGGAGAGGGUUGUGUCAGUGGACAAUGGCAGACUGCUGGCAGAACAAUUGGGUUUUGAGUUCUUCGAGACCAGCGCCAAGGACAACGUCAACGUGAAGCAGACCUUUGAACGUCUCGUCGACCUAAUUUGCGACAAGAUGUCCGACAGCUUGGACUCGGAUCCGGCCGUCACCACAGGAGCUCCCACUGCCAAACUCACAGACAGCGCUCCGCCCCUGCAGCAGUCCGGAUGCAACUGUUAGUGACGGGUGUCAGGAAGCAGAGGCAGGGCAGCGCAGGUCCGUCAGCUGGUAGAGUGUGCACAGUUUUGUCCUCGCUUAUCACUCCUGCUAGUGCUGCUUCCUCUGGACUACAGCUCAAACCCUGUUUAGUAGUAGAAUUACAAAAUGCCGUCGUAUUAACUCUUAACUUUAUCACCUUAUAUCAAGAGCAAAUAACCAGACAACCAGACAUGGCUAUUGUAAAAUGUGUAAUAUCACAGGAUAUCUAGAAUAUAGAGACACAAUAUUCUCAUUCUUCAACUAGUUAGUAUGGUCAUAAACCAAGUAUGUUUCAUAAUGAGGGAAAGACCUUUAAAAUAUUUAAGACCUAGAAUAAUUAUAAAUGAAGGAGUGAGUCAGUGAAUGCUUUAAUUUUUAUUUUUUGUACAUGAUGUAUUUUCCUUUUUAUAGAAUUAUUUUGUCUCCUAAAGCUGCCAAAUCCAUGAUUUAGUGCACUAUAGGACGUAGCCACUUUCUUUUGUGUAAUGAGUGUGUGGCUGUUGUGUGACUGUACAGUAAGUGAGUGUGGGUUUGCAUGAGUGUGAGUGUUAUCUCUGAGUCGCAAAUGAGUGCAACUUUGUCAUCUAAAAAAAUCAUCUACCUUGGAUAAAAAAAGUGUCCUUUUAGCAUCUCCCACACGGCCUCUGUAAGUUCCUCUGUCAUGCUAACUUUCUGAAUGAACCCAGUACGUUUAAUGUCGAUGUGAGUAGUAUUCCACGUUUUUGCUGUCUGUAGAUGUGUGAUUUCCCUGAUAAGUAUAGCUGUAAAUCGUAAAAGCAACUAUUCAUAUGUGUUUAGCCUCUAAGAUGACCCUUUAUAGUUUGAUGCAAUGAGCAUGCUGCCAAAAAAAUCUUAUGUGCUGUUUUAUCUAGAGAUAGAACCCUAACAUCCUCGACUUCAUAUAAUAGCAAUUAUCAGCAUUUCAUUUAACACCAAUGUCACACUGACAAGGCACCGCACAGUGUAUGCUAUACAACAACUGAUCAGCUCUGGCAUGGAAUAAACAGCCAUAUAAAUAAAAAAAUAUUGUUUAAUUCAGCAUGCUAAAAUGUCAUGUUUGAAUCUGAGUAAGCUGCGUAGAAAACAUAGAUAUACAGUAGUCCAAAAUAUGGAUGAAGGCAUAUACAGCACUGCAGUGGUCUUAAACUUAAGUCAAAACAUUGCUGAAAGCCUUUCAGUUCUACUCUACAAUAAUUUAAAAAACACAUUUGUGCCAAAACAAACAGUUCCUUUUAGCAUCGUCAGUUGUUUGUUGCAUAGUUGAAUAAAAACUCCCAAAAAUUGCAUGUACCAGUUAUCUAUGUAGAUUUAUAUAAUAAGAUAGUGUAUAUAUCACUCUGUGUUACAGAUUUAGACGCAUCAUCAUAGCACGUGCUGUGAGAUGCAAUGGGCCAAUAAGUGCAAUAUUUUAUGAAUGAAACCCUGUACAUAGUUUCUCCUGUGCUCGAGUACAAUGACUCUAUCUGCAGUGUGUGAGUGAGUUUGGUCAGAAAGGCUCUGAAACUGAUGUACAAUCUCUUUACAAAAAGUGAGUGUGUGCUUCAUGGUAAUUGCAGCCUCUGAAUGUGUGACUUAGUGUGUGUGUGUGUGUGUGUGUGUGUGUGUGUGUGUGUGUGUGUGUGUGUGUGUGUGUGUGUGUGUGUGUGUGUGUGUGUGUACCUGCCAUAUUGAACUGACAAAUUCCGUAUUAUGGUGUAUUGUUUGUGUAUACCUUUUGUACAAAUGUAUUCACGUACUAUAUGCUGUUCCUGCUAACUGUUGGGUGUUGAUUGAUCUUGUAUUAUCAUGUCAAAAUGCAGUGUUAUUGUGAAAGAUAGUCAGGGAGAUAUCUUAGUCCAUGCCAUAUGCCAUUCUGUUGUAAUUCUAAGAAAAGGGAUACACAAACAAGUUCAAAGCAUAUGUGUGUACAAGUGCUUUGUGCGUGUGCAUCUGUGUAUGUAUGUGAUAUUAUCAUUUUAAGCCAGUAGCCAUGAAAUAAAUUAUUGUAUUGAUCUCCGGUCAAGAUUCAUUGAAUAGAGGAAUAGAUCUGUCACUCUGGUCAAAUGUCAUUUUAGAACUGUAUGACUUUACAUAUAACUGAAUAUAUAUGUUUCUCAGAGUGCAAGCAAAGUAAGAUGUAUGUUUUUCAGAUUAUAGGAAAUAAAUCAGAUUCUAUCA
Messenger RNA from Trematomus bernacchii (emerald rockcod), 3014 nucleotides. It is a transcript of the gene rab3c, whose product is annotated as RAB3C, member RAS oncogene family. The transcript is spliced from 5 exons. The record is from RefSeq and is a predicted model, not a curated record. Gene Ontology annotation, molecular function: GTP binding; GTPase activity. Bases 180 to 839 code for a protein of 219 amino acids. NCBI's taxonomy places the organism in Eukaryota, Metazoa, Chordata, Actinopteri, Perciformes, Nototheniidae. Gene Ontology annotation, biological process: regulation of exocytosis; protein secretion; protein localization to plasma membrane. Gene Ontology annotation, cellular component: plasma membrane; synaptic vesicle; endosome.